GGGCGGGCCGCGCGGGCGCCACGUCCGCAGCCCGAGCCCAGAGCCCCAGACGCCGCUGCCGCCGCCGCCCCGGCCCCCUGGCCCCCAGGCCGAGCAGCGAGCACCACGAGCCUCCCGGGCUGCGGAGACCAUGAAUCAGACAGACAAAAACCAACAAGAAAUUCCUUCGUACCUAAUUGAUGAGCCACCAGAAGGCUCCAUGAAGGACCAUCCCCAGCAGCAGCCUGGCAUGUUGUCCCGUGUAACCGGUGGCAUCUUCAGUGUGACCAAGGGAGCCGUGGGUGCCACCAUCGGGGGCGUGGCCUGGAUCGGAGGGAAGAGUCUGGAGGUGACCAAAACAGCCGUGACCACGGUGCCCUCCAUGGGCAUUGGCUUGGUCAGAGGAGGGGUGUCGGCCGUGGCCGGCGGGGUCACAGCUGUUGGCUCUGCAGUGGUGAACAAAGUGCCCUUAACAGGAAAGAAGAAGGACAAGUCUGACUGAGGGAGAGCAGAGCGAUGGAGAAGGUGACUCUGGCUCUCUGCGAGCAGCACCGCGAUGCCGGUGGCUCUGGGACUGCGACGGAGCCACCUCCCGGGAACGCUUCUCUUGUCACGUGCUGUGUGGGAAGUGUCGGGGACUGACUUUGAUCUGAAUCGAGCAGGUGCCAAGACUCUCAGACAGUUUGUGAAGGUUCCUCAGACUUUGAUUCCAGAUUUUUAAUUGGUGAAAUGUUACACUCGUUCAGUAGUAACUGAAGAAUAGCAAUUUGACCCGUUAAACAGGAGGAGCUCAUUUCAAGAAACUUAAGGACAUUCAUUAUCCCUGGAGGCAUCUGUCGUUUGUGAUUGGAUGGCUCGAAUAACCCGACCUGUUGAGUGGACAUUGGAAGAAUGAAGAUGCAGAAUUAUAUGACUCACCCAAAUGACUGAGACAAUCAUGUUCAAGUGGUGUGCCAUCACUGUUGACAUCACGGAUCUGAUAUGGAGGGACUUGGUAACUGCUAAUGGAAUGAAGGUUUUCUACAAAAGGUGAUGGGAAAGAGAACUCAAAAUGAAUAGAUGAGGAAAAGCACUAUGAGCUGCAAAAGAUGAAAUGUUUUAUAAAGACAUAAGAAAAUAAAGAGAAUUUCAAAAACA
This is a messenger RNA of Antechinus flavipes (yellow-footed antechinus), 1116 nucleotides long. RefSeq names its product transmembrane protein 263 (gene TMEM263). The record is from RefSeq and is a predicted model, not a curated record. NCBI's taxonomy places the organism in Eukaryota, Metazoa, Chordata, Mammalia, Dasyuromorphia, Dasyuridae. The transcript is spliced from 4 exons. Bases 131 to 481 code for a protein of 116 amino acids.